Molecule: messenger RNA, 2027 nt
Organism: Jatropha curcas
Lineage: Eukaryota; Viridiplantae; Streptophyta; Magnoliopsida; Malpighiales; Euphorbiaceae
Product: Glycosyl hydrolase family 10 protein
Biological process (GO): carbohydrate metabolic process
Molecular function (GO): hydrolase activity, hydrolyzing O-glycosyl compounds
Source: RefSeq, a predicted model, not a curated record
CAGUUGAGGAACCAUACAAUUUUAUCACAGAGCAUGUCCUUCAAGUUCACGUGAUGAAAGCUAUGGCAUAACAUGUGAGCAAGGCCACUGUUUCUCUUGUGAACCUCCUUAGCUUAGCCUCUCCCUUUACUGCUCUGUCUCUGUAAUCUCCAUUUCUUUGUAGUUUAUAAGACAUUUACCGCCUAAAAUAGCAGAAGCAGUGAGGCUAAGCUCCCCAUUUCCAUUUUUUACGACAUGGGUUUUUUAAGCAACAACAGAAUCCAACGAGUUUUUUCUUUCUUGGGUUUCUAUGUUUUCUUUCUUCUUAUUUGCCCUAAUGACUUGGCUCUUUCUUACGAUGGGCCCUUAUAUGACUACACUGCUUACUCUGAGUGUAAAUCAGUACCAGAAAAGCCACUUUAUAAUGGAGGGAUUUUGAAAGAUGUAAAUACAGUUUUGAAGCUUAAUAGCAAACGUUACUCCACAGUUACUUAUACUACACCAGCUCUGAUACUGCAUAAUCUCACUCAAGAUACCAUUUACUGUUUUUCCAUUUGGAUCAAAGCAGAAGGUGCAGAUUCCAGCCUUGUAACUGCAAGCCUAACCGCAGAAAAUGCCACAUACAAUUGUGUGGGGACUGUUCUGGCAAAAAGUGGAUGCUGGUCAUUUCUUAAAGGUGGAUUUAUUCUUGAUUCCCCUUCAAAUUUAGCAAUAAUAUAUUUUAAGAUUAAUAUGCAGAGUUCAGAUGAUGAAAAUAUCAGUAUUGGAAUUGCUAGUGGUUCACUGCAACCAUUUACCUAUCAACAGUGGAGAACAAAUCAGCAAUAUAUAACUAAUACUGUAAGGAAGCGUGCUGUCACAAUCCAUGUGUCUGAUAGUCAUGGUGAUAGAUUGCAAGGAGCAGCCAUUAAAAUAGAGCAAAUCUCAAAUGAUUUCCCAUUUGGUUCAGCUAUAGCAAGAACUAUUCUCGGCAAUGAGCCGUAUCAGAAAUGGUUUGUCGAGCGAUUCAAUGCAGCAGUAUUUGAAAACGAACUAAAAUGGUAUGUGACAGAACCUGAACAAGGGAAGCUCAAUUAUACCAUACCAGAUCAAAUGUUAGAACUUAUUAGAGCAAACCAAAUAAGUGUUAGAGGACACAACAUAUUCUGGGAAGAUCCUAAGUACACACCCGCAUGGGUUCGCAAUCUUUCAAGUGAUGCAUUGAAAUUAGCAGUCAACUCGCGAAUCCAAAGCCUAAUGAGCAAAUACAAGGAAGAGUUUAUACACUGGGAUGUUAGUAAUGAAAUGUUACAUUUUGAUUUUUAUGAGCAAAGGCUUGGUCCAGAUGCUACUUUGCAUUUCUUUGAGACUGCACAUAAAGUUGACCCUCUAGCAACAUUGUUCAUGAAUGAGUUUAAUGUGGUAGAGACAUGUAGUGAUGUGAAUUCAACUGUCGAUACAUAUAUUUCAAGGCUAAGAGAACUAGAGCUUGGAGGAGUAUUCUUGGAUGGAAUUGGAUUAGAGAGUCAUUUUUCGGCACCAAAUCUUCCUCUAAUGAGAGGUAUCCUAGACAAAUUGGCUACACUUGAUCUUCCUAUUUGGCUUACAGAAGUUGACAUUAGCAAAAACUUCAAUUACGAAACUCAGGCUAUAUAUUUAGAACAAGUGCUAAGAGAAGGAUUCUCACAUCCUGCAGUAAAUGGAAUCAUCCUGUGGACUGCACUCCAUCCGAAUGGGUGUUACCAAAUGUGCCUUACUGAUAAUAAUUUUAAAAACCUUCCAGCAGGAGAUGUAGUUGAUAAGCUACUGCAAGAAUGGAGAACUGGAGAAAUGAAUGGGUACACAGAUGAACAGGGUUCACAUAGUUUUUUUGGAUUCUUAGGUGAAUACAGAAUUAGUGUUGCAUUUGGCAAUAGAACAGCAAAUUCAACAUUCUCUCUCAGUAGAGGUGAUGAAACUAAGCAUUUUAACAUUCAAUUGUAACCCCAUUUAUAGGCAUACUUAUUAUCUGUCUUAUAGAUUUCAGUUCUUGCAUAUUUUAGUAUCCAGUUUAGGAAAAUUUGAAGCCA